AUGUCGAGAGCUAAGAUACGUUUCGCACCAUUACCAGACCCACGCCAACAGACAGACGACGACGAGUCUGAGACCGACCUCUCAGCCCCCUUCCCACCGUCGUCAGACACGGCGAGCGACAUUUCUACUAGCAUUUCGCCCCCCUCGACCUCUGCCCUUCCUACUCCACAACACCAUACCACUCCUCGAUUACCCUUCUGGGCGUUUUCGAAGAAGAAAUAUUCUGGAGACUCGCAGUCUAGUUCAGCCUCCAGUUCCAUGCACUCGCUUACGCCUACACAAAGCCUCACUGGGCCUGUGAGCUUUUCCACGCCGAGGUUGCUGAGUAUGUUCCGGGGUGGGGAAAAGGAGAACGGGCACCCACUUUCUCGUUGGUCAAGCCCUGGGAGCACGACGAGUGCUGAUGCUGGGCUGUGGAGGUCGCAGAGUACUCAGUCAUACGUGCCGAAGCAACAGCGGAAGGGACGAGCGCCUCCACCACGAAAAACCGACGGCCUCCUAGCCACUAUACAUACGCCAAAUCCGGCAAAGGGAACGCGGAUGCUUAAUGGGCGGGUCUAUGGUCAAAAGAAAGCUCAGAGAGAAAGGAAUCUCUUUGCUACUGCUCCAGAUGCCGAACCAGAGUUUGUCGAAUGGGGGUAUGGCGGGAUGGGAAGCGUGAAGUCAUCGAGGGAGGCGGGUGGGAAGAUGUGGGGCAAGCUGCAGAGUGAGGCCCGGGACGACGAUGAUGAUGGCGGCGGAAUGGCGUGGGUAAAGAAGCGUCGGGAGGAGCGGGAGCGUAAGGCGCGUGAGGAGCGGGAAGCCAAGGAGAAGGAGGAGCGGGAAGCAAGGGAGAAGGAGAAGGAGCGGGAGGCAUUGUCACUACCAUCGCCUCCAACAUCACCGUCAUCAUCAUUGACGCCGACGGGCCACCCAACAUGCUCGGCGAUAUCACCUGACGACAGCGAACACAACUUGCGAGCCGUGACGCUACCGGCCGCCUUUGUGAUGCGACAGGAGCAAUCAACGGAUGCCGACGGUGAAGACGAUGAUUCAGACAAUGAGGAGUACAGUGAGGGUGAAGAAGAGUCAGAGGACGAUGAGGCCGCCCGGAAAACAGUGCUCGGGGCGGGCGUCGAGAAGAUUAGUCGGCACAAGGUGUCGACUUAGCUUGCAUUUUUUUUUCCACUUACACUGCAAUUAUUUUAUUUUUGGGUUAUCAUCUCUAGCGUAUCGUAGUUUAGUUAUACACGACAUCAUUAUA
Guyanagaster necrorhizus is the source of this 1243-nucleotide messenger RNA. RefSeq lists its product as uncharacterized. The transcript has a single exon. Bases 1 to 1149 code for a protein of 382 amino acids. Lineage: Eukaryota; Fungi; Basidiomycota; Agaricomycetes; Agaricales; Physalacriaceae. The record is from RefSeq and is a predicted model, not a curated record.